CCUCGGAAGGUGUAUUGUGAGUCGGCUACUACCAACGUUUCUAGAACUAGGUCUGGAAACGUUGGCUACUACAGCUACAUGAAAAUUGCAGAAAUAUUUGGUGGUGUGAUAGAUGUGGCGUCGUGAGAACUUUUCCAGGGGCCACAGUAUAUAUCGCGCACAAAGGCGGGCUCCAAGAAGGGUUUCUGAUACGUUGACGAAGCUGCCCUGUGUCACCCUGAAACUUGCUGGCUACGCUUCAGAGAAACAACCGCAACUAUGUUGACUCCAGCGUUUGAGCUAAGGCAGGAUGAAAACUUCUUAAUUAUAGAGAUCAAGGCACCAUACUCCAAGGUAUCGGAGGCAGAGGUCUACUUCCACGAAGAAGAGUUCACCUUCUACUCCAGGCCGUACUACCUGAGACUUCAUUUGCCUGGAAAAGUGGUCGAAAAUGGGCAUGAAAUGGCCAAGUACAUCUCUGACAAUGGUGUAUAUGUGGUUCACAUGCCAAAGCAAAGUCCGGGCCAGGUUUUCACUGGCUUAGAUCUUUUGACCAAACUCCUAGCUCCGAAUCCGAGGACAGUCCGAGCUCAACCCGUCAUUGAAGUUCUUGAAAACUGGUCUGCCAGUGAUGAGCCACCUGAAGUGGACUGGCACGUGGAGCAGACACCUUGGACCCCUCAGGACGAGGUUUCCCUGCUUGAUGGACGCAAGUAUGGCUUUGACAGACAGAGGACGGGCGUCAUUGCACGCGUUAAGGAGGAAGUGCCUGACCUGGUAGACAUUGCUGACCCUGAGCACAAGAGCGUCAAACAAGCCCGGCAGGAGCGACUCGAGGCAGAGGAGAAACACUUUAGUGCUGAACACUACCUAGCCGACCGCUACGAACCUGCUGGUGUGGAGCAAGUGCUGGCCUAUGAGCCUCCCUGGCGGAAGCUGUGCUCCGAGGGCAGCACUGAUGACCACCUCUUUUGUUUCACAGAAGAAGAAAAAAACAAGAUGCGCAAUCUUCCUCGCAAGGAAUAUCUGCUGGACAGGCAAUUGGUGGUGUCCCUUGAGCUGGGCCUUGUGGACAUCUUGUUUGCCUACGCCUACAACAAGCGAGUCACUGAGGGUGAAGACAUGGUGGAGUCUGGUUGGAACAUAAGCAAGCUCAGUGCAACGCUCGCUUGGUUUGAGGAGUUCUGGUCCUUGGAGCAAACGGUUCGGAGUUGUUUUCGGCGGUGUCUCAUCUAUCCACUCUACCGCCACUGGGCUCUCGCUCAAGCCGUGCUUGGAGAUGUCAUUGAAAUUAUGCAACUGGGUCCCCGGUAUGUACUCAGGUGCCUUCUUGAAAUCCAUGGCAUAUUUGGCCACCACGACUCCAGGUAUGUCCUGAAUGACCUGUACAUCACAGACUACGCAGUUUGGAUACAGUCCAUUAGUCCAAGACACCUGCAGUCUCUAGCAGAUGCCAUGAAACUGGUUAAGGUUAGAAAAGCCGACCUUGACCUGGACAUUCCGGAGCUCGAGCAGGGAGCCAAGCUCGCCAUUGCAGAGGCAGGCACAGAGGAAGCUGCCAGCGGCUUGCGUGCACUGUGCAUCUCCAAUCCUUUAGCUUCAACAGGCGAUGCCCCAAGUGCCGAUAACGUCAUUGCCGAACCACAGAACCAAUGCACUGAUGACAAUGAUAGCACAAGCAGUGACAACAGCUCGUGGAGUGACGAUGAAAGUGACUCAUCAGACUCGACAAGCGACUCAAGCUCGGAGCUGGACUCUGACGAUGACGAAAUUGUCGCAGUCGGUGCGAGUUGCCGUGGAGGAGCUGCUCCUGGCUGUGAGAGUUUGUCUGUGACCUCAAACAGUGAUUCCGACAGUGACGAUGGGAGCAGCUCAGAGGGUGUUGACCUGCUGUUGGUCAAGGACACUGAGCCAGAGAAAUGCCGCUCGUGAUUUCCACGUCUGGGGCGGAAGAACGCUAGCUGCUGAAGCGUGGUGUCUUGAGUGGAAAAUCAGUUCCACAGAGUCGAGCUGCAAGUGCUCGUCGAACUGGGCUGUGGGGAGUGGCGCAUGGAUAGAGUUUGCAACUUGAAACAGUGCGUGAAUAUGGCAAAGGUAGCUAUAAACCGAUUUCCUGAAAACCAUGCAAAGCUGACAAGGACAUUUGGUUCCUGUGUCAAAACCAGUAUGUUUUUGUUUGUUUUGUUUUGAUGAGCGUUCAAUUUAAACUGAAAAUGCCUCCUCCCUCCCGACCAAACGGGAUUCUAUCAGACUCCUAGCAUCAAGAGCAGUGCAGCAGUAUUGUAAAUUAAUGUCCAAGGGGUGCAGUGAUGUGAUCUGCACUGGCCGAGUUCACCAUGAAUGUCAGUGAGCUUUUGCAGCACUUCCACGAGAGUGGCAAGCACUGAUGUUGUGCUUUUUGAAAUGUGGCUCAGAAUGAUGGCUGACAAACGCAUUGGCUGCGGUGGUAUGUGCUGCUCUCACAGUGCAUCAAAACAAUCAAUCUUUCCAGGAAAAUAAAUCUCCUAAAAAAAUGCAAGCAUAGCUAGUGCCUAACAUAAUGGUCACAUUAGUUUCUGUGAGUGGAGGAUAUUCUCUCAUGCCGUGCCAAAGCAUGACCCAUGUUGGGUCUUUCACACGAUUACAACCGAAGAUAUACUGGGUAAAACCAACAUCAUUUGCCACAAUGUGUCUGAGCACGUUUCAUAAUCUAAAGGCCCUGCAACAUGAGUAAUCAUCAAAGGAUUAUCGUGUCGUGAAUGAACUGCUGCAAAAAGUUUUAGAAUCUGUCGGGUAUGAGUAGAGCAUGCUCUUGUAAUGACCGCUUUAUUUUUUUCAUUUUUAAUGCUCAACUUGCUUUCAGUAGGUCAGCUAAAAAUCCAAUGGCAUUUGAGUACAUGGCAUUCUUUUUAGCAAGAAGAUAGAGUGAUUUAUAUCUGACUUUCAGGCUGCACUUUAAUGUUUGACUCGCGUGUUCUCACCAAUCGACAGCAUUUUCUGGCCAUGCUCAAAAAGCAUUGCGGAGGCCUUUUAAUUAGUUGUCUAUCUAAGAUAAAUUAUGCGAAAUUCUUGAUGUUCACUUAAAAGAAAAGUGUGCAUUUUUCAGUGGAGAUUUAGGAAAGACUGAUCUAUUUUUUUUGUGUGCGGUAAUGUACUUGUUGCAUGGUGGUUUUUUGUUGGCAUUUAUAGAAAGCCCAAGAAAUUCGAAAUGAAAUAGUAUAUGACCGUGCUCCUGAAACUAUGAUAUUGCAGUGCUCUCAACCAAGCGAGAGACCUUGGAGCUUUCUUGCAGUUGUGUUGAGCUAAAAAAAAAUGUGCAGUGGGUGAGAAACCUGUAUCUCAGAUUGUGGGAUUGAUCCUGCAUGGCAUAUACACUUGUGCAAAAACCAGACUUCCCUUCAUUUUCCCAUUAUGCACGUUUCUCAUCCCAAGGAGUGCUGUUGCUAAUUUCCAUCACCUCUGGAACAAUUUUCUAUUGAACCUAUCUCAUUUCAUCCUUGCAUUACUACAUUAUUUACAUUUGUUUGUUGUACGCAAACAGUCUGCCCCGUGGCUGUCCAAGUCAUAUUAAUCAGACCUAAAAGAGGCCUUUGUCUUCAUUUUUUUGGCAACUAUGUGCGAUCAUAGCUGAGUGCAUUUGGCAACUUUUUAAAGCUGAGCAGUGACCGAACUGGGUGCUGCAUUUUCUCUCUGCUGCCCAGCAAGCUCUGGGAGUUUAUAUUGCAGCUCAUAAUAAUCGAGGCAUUUUGUUGAACUGUUGAGUAAAAUUAACGUCAGAAGCAUCACGUUACCUUAUGCAGAGCUUUCCAUACAUAAAUACAUAUAUGUAUACUCUACCGUCCCCUGAUUGCAUGGUAUUCAGUACGCUACUUUUUGUCCGUGCCUUUUCAGAAUUCAAUUAAACAGUGCCAAAAAAAAAAAAAAACAAAUAAAACGGCACAGAAAGCGUCACACUUGCCCAUGAAGACAAAAUAGUCCAGUCAGCCACAUUAAGUUCUCAGAAUUAACACAGAAGCAGUUACAUACGGAAAUGAUCUUUAAUAUAAAGUCGCAUGCAUGGAGGACUGAAUGGAAGCAGUUCAGAGAGCACUACUGAUAUACUCUAAGCCAACUUUCUGUGGCAAUGAAGAGAAGGCUACAGAACCAAAGUGGAUGUGUGCCACCUCUGGAGAAUAUAGUCCCACUAAGGUGCCCGUGUUUUCCGAGUGAACAUAUUAAAGAAAACAUUAUUUUUCUACGGGAUGCUGUUUAUAAAAGAGGCGGUACAUGAACCAACGAUAUAUAAUAUUCGUUUCGCUUUGUGAAGUGUCAUUUCACAAUUUUGCAUGUCUGACAACGUCGUACAUUUUAGGUGCACCUCACAUUAAAAAUGGCGUCUUUGUCGUUUAGGUUAAUGCUCGUCGCCCUCCAGCUAUUCCGAUGACUCGAAGAGGAAGCUUGUGUCGAAUCUCACUCACAAAUAUUUGUGCAAACAGACGUAGUGAAUUCUGUGCUGUGGUAUUAUUCGAACACGGCCGGCAUUGAGUCGAGCCAGACAUCUUUGCAGGAGAAUAUAUCUGCUGUAGCUCUGCCCCCGUAGCUUUUUCUUCAUUUCCACAGAAAGUUUUUCCUGAGUAUAGUAGUCUAUGGAAAUCCAAUUUGGUCAAGAUAAAUGUGUUGUGUGAAGCACCUAUGAAGUACUGCAAACUCACUUAAAAUUUCAACAUACAUCCCAUGUAUGUUUUCAGGUCAAUGCCUUCGGUGAUAAAAAAUAUGAGAGCACGCACACCACUCCACUGUCAGCAUCCAACCGGAGUAUUUAGGCAGUGGAUCAGAACAUGUACCGUAUAAACCUGACUAUAGGUUGAGUGGGAAUAUAGGUUGACCCCCCAAGUUCAGGUUACCGAAAAAGAAAAAAAA
Rhipicephalus microplus (southern cattle tick) is the source of this 4857-nucleotide messenger RNA. Its product is annotated as protein SHQ1 homolog. The record is from RefSeq and is a predicted model, not a curated record. Gene Ontology annotation, cellular component: cytoplasm; nucleoplasm. Gene Ontology annotation, biological process: box H/ACA snoRNP assembly. Lineage: Eukaryota; Metazoa; Arthropoda; Arachnida; Ixodida; Ixodidae.